AUGUCUGCUCCUACACAUACUUGGCAACUUCAUGAAACACAACAACAACAACCAGAACCCUUGGUCGACAGCUGUUGCCAUUGUGCCGAGCCAAAGGGAACUCUCGUUCGUAUAUCGAUAGGCGGAGGUCAGGUCUCUCGUCCCAAUCGCUUUAUCAUUCGGUUCGCUAUGAUGCGCGUCGUGGUCCUGCUCCACGUGCUACUUUCCCUUCCGCAAGGUUUUUUUUUGGUUUUUUUUUCUUGGUUGAUCUCUGCAGUGAUUGGAGGAGAGAAGAAAAGCUCAAAAGUUCUCGAUCCCAAGUAUUUGAAAUGUCAUUUCGUCAUAAGCUUCUGUAAGAUUUGAGAAAGGCUGAAGGAAAUGUGCUAGAGAAAACUUUGAAAAUUAAAAAAUUUCGAAAAUUUUUGACCGGCCAAAAUUAAGCUCGUUCCAGAUGCUCCAACAGAAAUUUGAAGAUUUUUUGGAGAAAAUUUGUAAAUUUUCAGUCUGAUUGACAAUUUGCUUUUCAAUAAUUCACACGCUUUUUUGAGCUCUAAGGUAUGGUCUCCGUUUAAAGUCCAUAUUAGAAUGGAGACCUUGUGGAAUAGGAGGCCUAGGUAAGAAUACUCGGAAUCAAAAAAGGCAAUCUGCUGAACCCGGAAAAGCUCGUACCCUAGUAUGAAAUAUCCAAAACGUUUUCCAAGUUCAAUUUUCAGGCAUCGAAAGCCUCGGAUGCAUGGUGAAGGUUUGCGGAAACAACGCCGAGAACGAAUUCCGACGAUGUCCAGACAUCGACGGCUCCUGCGGCAACUACCACACAGAGAGGUCCAACGGCGAGAUCGUCGAUGGCGUCGACGUCCGUUGCCAUCCUGGAGAGCCGAUCUACGCUCCGUUCGAAGGAGAAAUGUACUUCUGGAGGCCGUUCAGCGGAAAAAAGGACAAGUCUUGCGCUGAUCAGGGAGUCCGCAUCGAGGGGACCGGCCAGUGGCAAGGUUACUUUUUGAAUCAGACAAAACUAAGGCCUCUCAGAAGUAAGAACAAGACUUCAGGCUACGCUGUACAUAUUUCUUCCGUCAAGCUGUCCUUUUUCGGCGGUCACGUCCAAGCUGGAGACGAAAUCGGCGAAGCUAUCGAUAGGUGCGGGAAACUUUGUAAAAAAAUAUAUUAAGUCCAAUUCUUUUUUUUUUUAAUAAUCAGUUUUUUCUGUUUCAUUCCGAAUUCAGAAGCUGUUUCCUCGGACAAAAUCAAAAAGACGUCGAAGACCACGUCCAAAUCAAACUUUUCCGAGGAGGCGUUCAGGUCGACCCAACACAUCACUUGCAAAACUGUUAGUUGGAAAAUUUCCUAUUAUAGAAAUUUAAUAUUUUCAGGUAUGUGCACCGGCCAAAUUUGUGAAUCAAAUAGUCGCAACCAGCUUUUCGGCGAACCUUUCAAAGCCGAUAAGUCAGGCAUCGAAGACAAACAGACAGAACGGGAAUAAAUUGAAGACGUUACAACGGCGUCCGAGGCUGGGAUCUUCUGUGUCCGAUCAUCAACGACGACGACGAAGAUCCGCGCGUUCCAGUCAUUUAUUCUCCGAUUUCUGGCGAAAUUAUGGGCAGGGUCCGCCUUUUCUCGGAUCACAACGGAGCCUACAGCGGUUGUGACAACGAGGGAAUGUUCAUUGUCGGGACUGAACAAUGGAUCGGUUUUAACCCCAUUUGAAACAGAAUUAACUCCUUCUUCAGGCUUCGAGGCCAGAAUUUAUAACGUUAGAACGCGCUCAGACAUAGGAUUCGGCCGGAAAAGAAUUGUCCAAGGAGAGCCGAUCGGAGCGCGUUUGGACUGUGAUAAUAGCCCUGACAGCAUAUUUUUGGAGGUGAACUUCAUCGAAAGUCCCAGUUUAAAAAUAUUCUUCAGCUCCGAUACCAAGGACGCGUGGUUAAUGUUACUGACAUCAUUACGGCCGAAAACUGCAAGCUUCCCGAGCUUCCCAGUUUAUAAAAUCAUCUUUGCGAAUAUCUUUCCUAUUUUAUUGUUUGAUGAACUUUUUGAACAUAAUAAAAGUUUACCUCUCCGUUUUUGAGAAAAUACUUGUUGCACAUGUGAAUGUGUCUCUUUCGCGUGUUUAGUACGCAGGGGUGAUUACACUAUUCCACCGAAGUUGACGACAUUUCAAAUAAAAUGGCACUUGGGUUUUCGAAUAUUUUUAAAAUUUAAUUCAUUUAGAUGUUUAUUGAAGUUGUCAAAGUUAUAGCUGUUAAAAUUUUUAAAAUUUGUUAAUUUUAUGACUUGGUUGGACAAAAAUGCAUUUUUGAACAAGACAGAGCCUGGAAAAUCAUCGUCAAGUACCUUCCCUUUUUUUUAGAUAAUAAUUUUUUUUGUCUUCUCUCAUUGAUACCGAUUAUUAUUCUGUUUUUUUUUCGAAGGAAAAGAAAUUUUGUAAUUCAUCAACUUCACUUUUGCCCCGCUUUUCUCUUUUCUUUUUAUCCAUUAUAAAUUUUCCUGUUGUUAUAAUGGUCUUUUUCAGACAUAAUGUCGUCGAGAGAAGGCGGCGUCAAGCAGCUUUCUUCUUCUUUGCUUGAUAUGAAGGUGAAAAUAAUGUUUACUUUUUUUCCAAUAAAAUAUUCAAUUUUUUUCAGUUUAUGCUUCGAACUAAGAAGAAAAUUGAAGAGAAGGAACGGAAAAAGAAGGAAAACGCUUUGAAAAACGCUAUCCAACCAGCCGAAGUUGCUUCUAGUAGCAGUGAUUGUAAAGACGAUUCGAAGUUAGAUCACAGUGAUAACUGGAAAGCUUUUAUUUUAAUUUUUAGAUAUGAAACGACGAAAAAUUUAGCCAUGUUAGAGGGUUUGACGUAUGGAAGAAUGUCCUUUAAAGGUUUCAACAAAGAAGUUGAGGUUGGUAAAAAAAUUUUUUUAUUGAUUUUUUUCUUGAUGCGAUUUUUCAGCAACUUAUGGAAUAUUAUGAACGGAUACGCAACGGCGAAAUUUCUGACGACGAGGAGGAAGAAAAAGGACAUCAAAGAUCAGGACAUGGCCCAAACGUUAGUUUAUCCGAAAGGUGUCGAAUUCUCUUAAUAAUAACUUUUUUCAGGUUGGGGAAUGCCGCUCUAAGCAAAAAGUUCGCGUCAAGACGUGA
Caenorhabditis auriculariae is the source of this 3093-nucleotide messenger RNA. Lineage: Eukaryota; Metazoa; Nematoda; Chromadorea; Rhabditida; Rhabditidae. The record is from the annotation of a GenBank genome assembly.